GGCGGAUGAUAUCCACCGGCUGAUCUGUGUAGGCGGAAUGGAGGUCUAUCCUCCCGAAAGUGAAAGGAUGAUGGAGGCUUGGCUUGACGACAACCUAGAGUUCGCACAUUCUUAUUUUGCACGAAAGGCUUCUCGGGAAAUGGUCAACGCUUGGUUUGCUGAGCGUGUCCACUCCAUUCAGCCAUCUAGGGAAGAAUCAAAACCCCCGGCAGAACCUUUAUCGGCCCUCCAUCCAACUGAUGCGCCAUCUCCAAGUCCAGCUCCAUCCACCCCUACACGAAAGAUCUCUGCAUCUGAGUUUGAUAGGCCGCUUCGCCCCAUUGUUGUGAAAGACGCUGAGGGUUCGCUUACUUUUCUUAGUGAUACAGAAAGGGUGCAGAUGCCACUUCCUCCACCCCAGCGGUCUGGCUCAGGCAAUGGGACAGAUGAGGGUGGAGGUAUUAUGAAUUCAGGAGUUCACGAAAAUGGGGACUGCUGUGCUCGUCUGCUGGAGCUUGUACGUGAUGUUUCAAGUCACUUGGACCUUACUGCCCUCUGCCACAAGAUCUUCUUACACACUCAUGAGCUGAUAGCUGCGGACCGCUAUUCGUUGUUCUUGGUUGGAGAGGACAGUUCAAACAGGAAGUUCCUGGUUAGCCGGCUCUUUGAUGUCGCAGAAGGAUCCACUCUUGAGGAGGCUUCCAACAGUGGUAUUCGCCUAGAAUGGAACAAAGGAAUUGUGGGAUAUGUGGCAGCCACCGGACAGCCUCUGAACAUCAAGAAUGCAUAUGAGGAUCCACGGUUUAAUGCAGAAGUGGACCAAAUUACAGGAUAUAAGACGCAGAGCAUCUUGUGUUUGCCCAUCAAAAACCACAGAGAAGAAGUUGUUGGAGUGGCGCAAGCAAUCAAUAAAAGGUGCGGAGAGAACAGUGCCUUCACAGAACAGGAUGAGAGGGACUUUUCUUCAUACCUGGCUUUCUCUGGCAUAGUGCUACACAAUGCACAGCUCUAUGAGACAUCACAGCUGGAGAACAGGCGAAACCAGGUGUUGUUGGAUCUGGCUAGUCUGAUCUUUGAGGAGCAGCAGUCUUUGGAGGUCUUACUGAGGAAAACUGUGGCCACUAUCUUGUCUUUCAUGCAGGCCCAAGAAUGCACUGUCUUCAUUUCUGACAGGGAAACAGCUAACACAUUCUCCAGUGUGUUUCACAUGGAAUACGUGGAGCUUGCAGGAUCCGUGGACUUCCCAAACAG
Molecule: messenger RNA, 1230 nt
Organism: Sinocyclocheilus rhinocerous
Lineage: Eukaryota; Metazoa; Chordata; Actinopteri; Cypriniformes; Cyprinidae
Product: cGMP-specific 3',5'-cyclic phosphodiesterase-like
Exons: 7
Molecular function (GO): protein binding
Source: RefSeq, a predicted model, not a curated record